AUGGCCAACACAAGCCACGAAAUCUCUAAAUAUACCUUGUCUGAAGGAGUUCCAUGGUUGGUUGUAUACAUCUGUGAAGCAGUCUUGAUACUCACUGGAAACUCUAUCACCGUUGACAUCUUCUGGAACAUUCGAAAACGACUGAAGCGCACCAGCUACCUGCUAAUUAAUCUUGCAGUUGCUGACGCUUCAGUGGGAAUUGCAAUCACGCUUUUCCUCUGGGAAGCCAUUGCAGAAAUGUUGGAACGAGAUGUUAGUCCUGGAAUGGUUACAAUGGCAACGAUGGUAGAUCUCAUCGGAACAAUAUCUUCGGUGCUAUCAAUGGCCUUGAUUUCUCUGGAGCGAAUGCUCGCAAUUUUAUGGCCUUUUCGCCAUCGACUUUUAAAUGCUUGGUACUAUCACGUUUCCAUUGGGUUCAUUUGGCUUGUUUCAGCUUUAAAUAUGUUUUCAAACUUACAUCUUGAUCCAGAUACUACGAAAGCAGACAAUGCUUAUAGUAUUUUGACGGUGACUACAUAUAUCUGCUCAGUUGUAAUCAUAGUUGUUGCAUAUGCUGCCAUUUGGAUUACAACGAGACGGGACCAAACACCGAGCAACGCACACAGUCACAGGCAGAUAAAACAAAGCAGAAAGCUCACAAAGACUCUUUGUUUGGUGACAGCCUUGUCAGUCAUUACUUGUUUGCCGUAUGGUAUUAGCAUUGCAUUUAAAAACUUCCUUCAGCAUGUGUAUUCAUUUAGGGCUCAAAUCACCAUAGCACUACAAUACGCGAGUUCGUUUCUGAAUCCUGUUGUUUACUGUUUCAAAAUGCCCGAGUUUAAGGCAUCACUGAGAAAACUUCUCUGCCGUUGCCGUUCACUAGAACGCCGCUCGUUUAAUGCUGAAGAAUCAUCACAGACAACCAGUGGAGUUACUUUGCGAUCCUUAAGGGUUGUCAAUACUGUUUAA
Messenger RNA from Orbicella faveolata, 948 nucleotides. Its product is annotated as neuromedin-K receptor-like. The record is from RefSeq and is a predicted model, not a curated record. Gene Ontology annotation, cellular component: plasma membrane. Gene Ontology annotation, biological process: G protein-coupled receptor signaling pathway. NCBI's taxonomy places the organism in Eukaryota, Metazoa, Cnidaria, Anthozoa, Scleractinia, Merulinidae. Gene Ontology annotation, molecular function: G protein-coupled receptor activity.